Messenger RNA from Ostreococcus tauri, 840 nucleotides. Its product is annotated as Protein of unknown function DUF4539. The record is from RefSeq and is a predicted model, not a curated record. The transcript has a single exon. The coding region runs from base 1 to 840 and encodes 279 amino acids. Lineage: Eukaryota; Viridiplantae; Chlorophyta; Mamiellophyceae; Mamiellales; Bathycoccaceae. Gene Ontology annotation, biological process: recombinational repair.
AUGACGCGCGAUAUCCCCGGUCCCGCCGCCAUCUUCGUCAACGCGCGCGAGGGUGAUUGCGUGCACGCUCGCGCGAGCGCGUCCGCCCUCGACGCCGCCGCGGAUGGAGAGCGACGCGCACUGGAUUCAAACGACGAGCGACAGCUGGCGGUAGACCGAGACGAGUUCGACGCCGCUGCGUUCGAUCUGUCGCCGUGGAGACGGGCGUGCGAAGCCUUGGACGUGUGCACGGAUGAUUACACCACGUUCGAACCUCGGAACGGCGUGGGAUGGAUCAGACGGGGUGGAUGGCGCUCGUCAAGGGUCCCGCGCGGGGCGUUCGUGUUACGCGAGCUCGGGAAGACGACGAACGGCGACGGGGCGGGGACGAUGUGUGAUCCCACGGGUGAGAUCCGCGUCGUCGUGCACAGAGAUUUGAUGGCGAACGAGCCGGGUCUUCGUGCCGGGAGCGCGAUCGUGGUGCGAGACGCGCCGGUGCUGAGCGCCGAUACGCGGUCGCACGCGGUGUGCGUGUCGAACGCAAAUCUGGUGGCGAUUUUCGAACCCGAGGGCGAGAUCGGGGGGAGCGCGGAGCCGGGGAAGAGCGCUAAGGAGAAACGUGACGAGCUCAGACAGCGCUUGCUCGAGAGUGCGGUGGAGGAUGCGAUGGCAGGAGUAGUGUGGGACGACUUGAGCGAAGACGAAGCCGUCGGUGUCGCGGAGCCGAUGCCAGAGAAGUCUCCAAUUCCAGAGACGAGGGACGACCCGCCGAAUACGAACGCGGCGAACGAUGGUCCUAGCGACUUUGCGUUGCAGCUCGCGGCGAUGUUCGCCGAUGAAGACGACGACACGGCGUUUUAA